This is a messenger RNA of Pocillopora verrucosa, 13832 nucleotides long. RefSeq names its product low-density lipoprotein receptor-related protein 2. Gene Ontology annotation, biological process: receptor-mediated endocytosis. Gene Ontology annotation, cellular component: signaling receptor complex; plasma membrane; apical plasma membrane. Gene Ontology annotation, molecular function: protein binding; calcium ion binding; hormone binding. Lineage: Eukaryota; Metazoa; Cnidaria; Anthozoa; Scleractinia; Pocilloporidae. The record is from RefSeq and is a predicted model, not a curated record.
GAAAUUACUGCACAUGGAAGCCAGAUUUACCAGAGUUCCGCGUGAUUCCCGGUGUGAUGUUGAUCAACUUCACAGUCAUAACAGUUUUGUAAAUGCUUGUCUACUUGCUGAGCUAAAAUCAGAAGUUAGAAAAUUCCGAUGUCUAUAUUUGUAAAGAUUUAAUAGUGAUAAGUGGCAAGGCAUCACUCACUGUAGAAUAUUUGCAUACUUAAAAGCCCGCGUGUCUUAAAGUGGUUGUACUGUGGUGCGACUUGAAGUUCACGGCUUCUGGCUUCGGCGAAGCCUAGCGGUUUGACUACUCAUCUUCUCUUCAUUUUCCUAUACAAUGCCGUCGUAACCCAUGAAAGUGAACAGCACAAGAAUUGGAAGCUAUGGAUUUUGCGCGAUUUGCUCAGUAUGCAAUACUUGUGGUAGUUUUGUGGACUUAUCUUUGCUGUGUACAACUCGCGUACGGAAAGGGCUGUCAUCCUUCACAGUUCCCCUGUAAAGAUGGAUUAAGCUGCAUUGAUAAGUCAUGGGAGUGUGAUGACUUUCCGGACUGCUCUGAUGGUAGUGAUGAAGAAAAUUGUGGUGGAAGGACUUGUUCACCACUGCAGUUUGCAUGCAAUAACAGGUGUAUCCCUAAAACAUGGCAGUGUGAUGAUGAUAUUGACUGUCAGGAUGGUGAAGAUGAAAAGGAUUGUUCGGAAGCAACAACAUGUUCCAGUUCCCAAUUCCAAUGUGCCGAUAAAUUGCGCUGUAUACCUACACGCUGGCAGUGUGAUGGCAAGGAAGAGUGUGACGAUGGCAGUGAUGAAGUGGAUUGUGCAAAUCAUACCUGUGCCAGCCAUGACUUCAGCUGUGCUAAUGGAAAGGAGUGUAUUGCUAUGGAGUGGAGAUGUGAUAGGGAUUAUGACUGUGGGGACAUGUCAGAUGAACAUGGCUGUGAACCAGGUCCACCUUGUGAAGCUGGAAACUUCAGGUGUGGAAAUGGCCGAUGCAUUGAUGCAAGUUGGGUUUGUGAUGAGCAGGAUGAUUGCAGGGAUUGGACCGAUGAGGUCAAUUGCACACAAAAUGCCUGUGAUGAGGCAACUGAGUUCAGAUGUUCUGAUGGAAAAUGCAUAAAUAUCAACUGGAAAUGUGAUGGGGAUAAAGACUGUGAUGAUAAUUCUGAUGAACAAAACUGCGGUCCUGUGACAUGUUCAUCGAAUCAAUGGCAGUGUGUUGGAACAUCUCACUGUUUGGACUUAGCUAAAGUGUGUGAUGGAAAUAAUGAUUGUGGUGAUAAUUCUGAUGAAGGACCACAUUGCCUAAACGAAAACUGCUUGAAGCUGAAAAAUUGCAGCCAAAUCUGUAAACAGACUCGAAGUGGAGCAGAGUGUUUCUGCAGACCUGGUUAUAGUCUUGAUUCUGAUGGGAUUUCAUGUAACGAUAUCAAUGAGUGUUUUAUUCUUGGAAUUUGUGAUCAUGAAUGCAUCAACACUGAGGGGUCUUACAAGUGCUCCUGUUUGGAUGGUUACGUUUAUGAACCACCACGAACCUGUCGUCCAAAAGGUGAAGAAGAGGCAUGGUUAUUGUUAGCAAACAGGAAAAGCAUUCGCCAAGUUAGUUUGAAUGGUAGAAAUUACGGUGACGUUUUCUCAAACUCAAGCCGAACAGUGGCCAUUGAUUUUGACGUCGAGGAUGGAAAACUUUACUGGUCAGAUGUAAAAGAUAAUGCCAUUUACAGGGCAAAUAUUGUGUUUCAUCGAGAUGGUGGACACCUUGGAGAGGUAGAAGCUGUGGCAAAAGAUGGGUUAGCUGUGUCAGAUGGGAUUGCUGUGGAUUGGGUGGCAAAGAAUUUGUACUUUGUCGAUAGCUCUGCUAAAAGGAUCUUUGUCUGUAGAUUGAACGGGAGUUUCCUGUUAUCGCUUAUAACUACUGAUCUUGCAAGCCCAAGAGGCAUUGCGGUUGACCCUAGGGACGGCUACCUGUUCUGGACUGACUGGGGAAAACACGUGAUAGAGCGGGCUGGAAUGGAUGGAACAAAUCGCAAGACUAUUGCCAACACAGCUGUUUAUUGGCCCAAUGCGCUGACCUUGGAUUACCCCACGCGUCAAAUUUACUGGGGAGACGCACACCUUGACUAUAUUGGAGCCAUGAGUUAUGACGGUAAAAACAGGAGAAGGGUUCUUGGCUAUCCAAGAGUUGUACAUCCAUUUGCCAUCACCGUGUUUCGAAAUGACUUGUACUUCUCAGACUGGACAAGGCAUGCAGUUGUGAAAGUGGAGAAGUUCUUUGGUAAUCAUAGUACAGUUCUCUUGGCAAACCUUGGGCAGCCAAUGGAUGUUCAUGUGUAUCACAGCGCCAGGCAGCCAGCUGCUGCAAAUCCGUGUGAAAAUAGAAAGUGCAAUUGCGAACACCUUUGUCUCAUAUCCCCAGUUCCACACAGAGAUUGUAUAUGCAAGUGUAAAACGGGAUAUCAGUUAACGGAUGAUGGAAAAUCGUGCAAGAAGAUGGAGACCUUCCUGAUCUUCGCCCGUAAUACAGAAAUUGCUGGUAUACCCAAAGAGGUGAAUUCAUCUGGCGAUGCAAUUCUUCCUCUAUCUGGGCUCGGAAAUGCUGUAGGUAUUGACUAUGAUGUCAAAGAGCAAAUGAUAUACUUCUCAGACAAUGAACGGGACAACAUCAGCAGAGUUGGUCGUUUUGACAGAAAGGUGGAGGUUUUGGUCAAAUCGGUGAGAUCUGUGAAUGGUAUUGCAGUGGAUUGGCUUGGUCGAAACUUGUAUUGGACAGACGCAGACAAACGUGAGGUGGCAGUAGCGAAAUUAGACGGAUCAUUUAAGAAAGUGUUAUUUCAUGAAGAUGUGGCAAGACCUUCAGCUAUCGUGGUAAAUCCUGUGGACGGGCGAAUGUAUUGGAGCGCUUGGAUUACUCCAGCCAGAAUAGAAGCUGCCAACAUGGACGGCACAGGACGUCAAAUCUUUGUACAAGGAGGGGGUUUGGCCCGGCCAAAUGGCCUCAGCAUCGACUACGCCUCAAGGAAACUCUACUGGUCAGAUGAAAUGACCUCCGCCAUUGAAAGCGUGAAUCUGGAUGGCUCUGAUCGUAAGAUGAUACUUCUGACCACAGGUCACCCGUUUGGUCUUGACGUUCACAAUGGAUUCGUCUACUGGACUGAUUGGACCAGGCACGAACUACUAAGAGCAAAGAUCACUGAUCCAUCUUCUGAGGCGGUACUAAGAUCAGGCUUGGAGGGUGUGAUGGAAAUUAGAGUUUAUGACUCCAAGAGACAAACAGGCAGUAGUCCCUGUAGCAGUGGCUCUUCUGGUUGUAGCCACUUAUGUCUGUUGCGUCCAGGAGGUUACACGUGUGCCUGUCCUUAUGGUAUGCAGUUGGAGUAUGGCAGUAACAAGACAUGUAUUGUCAAUGAAUCUGUCAGCCCUACACCUCACUGUCCAGCAAAUCAAUUUGCAUGUCACAAUGGGGCCUGUAUUCCCAAAAACUGGAAAUGCGAUGGAGAAUUUGACUGUCUGGAUCACUCAGAUGAGUCGCAAUUUGCAGAUUGUCCUGGUGUAUCUUGCAAGGAAAAUCAAUUCCGCUGCUUGAAAAGCGGUAAAUGCAUCCCUGAAAACUGGUAUUGCGAUGGUGACAACGACUGUGGAACCGGAGAUCGCUCGGACGAGUCUAACUGUUCACUGUCCGCCUGCACCGCGGUGCAAUUCCGCUGUAGCGAUGGUAAAUGUGUUCCUAUCAGUUGGAGAUGUGAUGGGUUUGAUGAUUGUGUUGAUGGUUCGGACGAACUGAAAUGUGAGAACCAAAGUUGUCAGGAGCAGGACUUUUCCUGCCCGUCUGGAGAAUGUUUGCCCUCCGAUUGGCGAUGCGACGGUGACGACGACUGCGGUGAUAACGCGGAUGAACAGAGUUGCCCUCCUCGGCAGUGCACGCAGGGUGAAUUUCGUUGCUUGAAUGGCCAGUGCGUCACUGGAAGCUGGCGAUGCGACGGAGCUGAAGAUUGCCAAGAUGGAACUGAUGAGGCAGGAUGCCCCUCCGUGGAACCCAACGGCUGUGGUGUAGACAAGUUCUUGUGCAAUAACUCUCAAUGCAUCCCAAAGCGAUAUGUGUGCGAUGAUGACGAUGAUUGUGGAGACGAGUCAGAUGAACUCUCAAACUGCUCAUUAUCAACUUGUGCUCCGGACGAGUUGACCUGCGACAAUCAGCGAUGUGUUACGAGGGACUGGGUCUGUGAUGGGGACAACGAUUGUGGUGAUAUGACUGAUGAGCGUAACUGCUCUGUGACUCAAAUCACGUGCAGCCCUUUUCAGAGGCAAUGUUUCAAUUCGUCCGUGUGUUUGGAAGAGAACAAGUUUUGUGAUGGGCGAGUAGACUGUCCCGAUGGUAGCGACGAGGGAGUAGGGUGUGUGCUUACUGGUUGUCAUGAAGAAAAUGGAGGCUGUUCCCAAGUCUGCAAACAUCUCCCAGAAGGCAUCUUGUGUUCGUGUCACGAGGGAUAUUCCUUAGACGAUGAUGGUGUCACGUGUCUUGAUGUUGACGAGUGCGACAACCCCAGCACAUGUAGCCAGCGGUGUGUCAAUAACAAAGGAUCAUUCUGGUGUAAAUGUUUUGAAGGCUAUAAACUAGAGAAUGAUUUGAAACGAUGCAAAGCUAACGAUAACAUCACACCAUACCUUUAUUUCUCAACCCGGCGUCAGGUGAUGAAGGUCGACGUUCGCCAUGGAUCCAACCACCUCACAGUGCUAGAUGGUCUGUCGAGCGCAAUUGGUAUAGACUUUGACUGGUCUGAACAGCGUUUGUACUUUUCAGAUGUCACUAAAGAUAAAAUCAUACGAUGCUAUCUGAAUGGCAGUGAAUGCGAAGAUGUGAUCACAACAGGACUGUCGAUGACGGAAGGGCUUGCGGUGGACUGGAUUGGACGCCAUUUGUACUGGACUGACAUGCACACCCAUCAAAUCGAAGUCUCUGAUUUGGAAGGCGAAUGGCGUAUGGCGUUGAUUUCUGAUGACCUCAAAUCCCCUCGUGGAAUUGCAGUUGAUCCGAGAGACGGGCUUCUUUUCUGGUCUGACUGGGGUGCUACGAAGUCCAGGAUCGAGAGGGCCAACAUGGAUGGCAGUUCUCGACAAGUACUCAUUAAUACAUCCAUUGAGUGGCCAAAUGGCAUCACACUAGACGUUGCCAACAGGCGACUCUACUGGAUCGAUGCAAGGCUGGAUUACAUUGCCUUCUGUAACUACAACGGUUCUCAACGUUACACAGUGCUUCGAGAUGCAGGAAAGAUUCGCCAUCCGUUCUCCAUUACCUUGUUUGAGGACACGUUAUACUGGUCUGACUGGAGUGAUAGACAGGUCAAGCAGACAAAAAAGUUCCAUGAGGGUAACGUUACGUUAGUUUACACUGCUGGGUUUCGACCUAUGGACUUGCACGUAGUCCAUCCUCUUCAACAACCACAAGGUGUAAAUUAUUGUUUGAACAGCACUUGUUCUCACCUGUGUCUGCUGAAACCGUCAGGAUACAGUUGUCAUUGUCCUGUGGGUAGGGUACUACAGGACGACAAUGUCACAUGCCUUGAGGAAGCGUUCCUGUUGUAUGCCAAGAAGAACAGAAUCAGUGGAAUAUCCUUGAACCCAAGUAUCACCAAGGAUCAGAUGUUACCUGUGAGACAGUUAAGGACGGCUGUCGGAGUUGAUUUCAGCGUAGAAGAGCAGUAUGUGUUCUGGAGCGACAUCUCUACAGAUUCUAUCUCCAGGGUGUUUGUGAAUGGCUCAGGCCGGGAAACAAUUAUCGAUGGUUUUGGCCAAAUAGAAGGCAUAGCAUAUGACUGGACAGCAAAAAAUAUCUACUGGACUGAUCAAGGAAAGAAAAUUAUUGGAGUGGGACGACAGGAUGGUAGUUACCAAAAGAUUCUGCUCACCGUGGGUCUGAGUAAACCCAGGGCGAUUGUGGUGCAUCCUUCGAUGGGUCUGCUCUUCUGGACCGACUGGGACAAAAAUGACCCCAGGAUAGAGCGUGCUCUCAUGGAUGGCUCAAACAGAACCUCUUUGAAGAGUUCUGGUCUCAAAUACCCUAAUGGAUUAGCUAUAGAUUUUAGCUCCAAUCGAUUAUAUUGGUGUGAUGCUGGACAAGACAACAUUGGGUCCAUGUCGUUCGAUGGAGCAUUAAUCAAAGUACACUAUGCGAACUUACCGCAUCCAUUUGGAUUAGUUAUUUACAAGGAUAAGAUUUUCUGGACCGACUGGCAGACAGAAAGCAUCUAUCGAGGUUCUAAGAGUAGGAGACGAAAGACUGUGUUGAAGAAGGAUACGGAGAAUCUGUAUGGUGUGCGCGUAUUCGCCAAAGAAAACCAACCAGGUACAAGUGGUUGUUCUGUGAGCAAUGGUAAUUGUACCCAGCUGUGUCUACCGAUGGGAUUGAUGGAAGUUUCUUGCGCAUGCGCAGUGGGAUAUGCGUUAGCCACUGAUGGAAAAACCUGCGAGAGUGUGAACACCUUCUUAAUUUACGCAACAUUAACAGAGAUCCAAGGUGCUCCUCUGGACCCAAAGAGUGAAACAGAAGUCAUGCAGCCGCUAGGAGUCGUGCGGAACUGCUUCGCGAUAGACUUUCAUGCCAACUCCAGUAUGAUUUUUUAUGCGGACGAUCGCACGAAUACAAUUGGUCAAAUAUCGCGUGUUGGGACAUUAAAAAAGGACAUUAUUAACACCGGGAUUCGAAGACCACAAGGCCUUGCGGUUGACUGGGUCGCUGGAAACAUGUUUUGGACAGAUUCUAGCUCCAACGUCAUCGAGGUCAGCAGACUGGAUGGUACAUACAGAACAGUGGUUAUCUCUUCUGACUACACCAAUAGACCUAAGGCGAUUGCCGUGUACCCAGCCAAGGGGCUGCUAUUCUGGACAGACUAUGACAUGAACACACACCGUCCGAGGAUACACAGGUCCGCAAUGGACGGUUCGGAUCAUCAGAUUUAUCCAUUACACGCGGGUGAAGAAGGUGCGGGAAUUUCCAUAGACUACGAGGAAGAUAAGGUGUACUACGUGCAGGAUUCCCUCGACGCUAUGUGGCGAAUGGAUCUUGAUGGUGGUAAUGUUGUUUCUGUCAUUGGCUCUGCCAUGGAUCAGCCAUAUGCCAUAACCGUACAUCACCAGUUUGUAUACUGGACGACCUGGAAGCGUAAGUCGAUCCUAAGAGCAAAUAAGUAUAAUGGAACAGACGUUACGGUCAUAAGAUCGCAGGUGGAUGGUUUGAGAGACGUGCGCGUGUUCUCACCUCAGCGGCAGCCACCUGGAGGCCCAUGCGCGAAUAAUGGUGGCUGUGCAGAGCUGUGCUUAGCCGUGUCUUCGUCCCGGAGAAGAUGUGUAUGUGUGUCAGGCCGUACGGCACCCGAUGGCAAAUCCUGCUUAAAUGACACAAGCCUCCUUAUUAUCACUUCGAAAAGGAGAUUUAAGUUCAGAGCUACUAGUCGUCUUAGCAGGCCGCCAAGUUACUCCACAAUAUGGAGAAGACGAAUCAAUAUCGUCGCUUUCGACUAUGACUACGAUUCAAAGCUUAUUUACUUUGCUGAUGCCGACGGGAACGAUAUCAAAAAGGUGUUUCUGAAUGGCACUGGUAUGAAGGUUAUUUUAAAGGACGUUAUCACAAAGGCUCUUACAUUUGACUGGAUUACUAAAGUGCUUUAUUGGACAGAGGACACUACGAAACGUAUCGUAAAAAUGCAUGUUAAUUCCUCAAAUCGACAGAUCGUUGUUACCAACGCUGGUGUGUCAUCAUAUCCGUUAAUGGUCCUGCCCUGUAAAAGGCUCCUUGUGUGGAGUGCGCAUUCAGAAAUAAAAACUGCGAGCACGGAUGGUAGCAAUGUACAAACUCUUGUCAACUCUACCACGAAACCAAGAUAUUCAAUGACAUUUGAUUAUUCACAAGAAAGACUCUACUGGGUUGACAUGUACUCUGUUGUGAACAGUGUGUUUUUGAACGGAACGAGUCGUCGUCGGGAAUUUUCACUAUCUCCAAACGCCUUGUUCUUGGGUAUCCUAAGAGAAUUCUUGUAUUGGGUUGACGAAAUGAAAUCUGUGAAGCGCGCAGACAAAUACACCGCCGGAGAGCCUUCUGUUAUAGCAGAUUUGAAUUUUUCACCGACGGGGAUGCUAUUGUUCGCUGAAGAGCGGCAAAAUUGCACUGUCAACCCGUGUUUAAAUGGUGGAGGCUGCUCGCAUUUCUGCACCGUUCAAGAUAGACUUCGUGUUUGUACUUGCCCUGAAGGACUUAUACUGAAAGAAGGGUUCCAGUGUGUUAACAGUUCAGUCUUUUGUAGAGGGACACAGUUUGCUUGUUCAAACGGGAAGUGUUUGCUUGACUCAAUGGUCUGCAACAAGAAAGACGACUGUGGUGAUGGCUCCGAUGAGCUUUCUGCAUUGUGCGUUCAGAGACAGUGCAGAUCAAACGAAUUCAGGUGCGAAAGUGGACAGUGUGUUCUUUCGACUUGGAAAUGCGAUUUUGACCGGGAUUGUACAGACGGCAGCGACGAGAAAAACUGCCCCAAAAAGGAGUGCGCCACGCAUAGGUUCACAUGUGCAAAUGGGCACUGCAUAAACUUUGAUUGGAAAUGUGACGGUGACAACGAUUGUGGAGAUUUCUCAGAUGAAACCGACUGCCCUCCUGUUACAUGUCCACCGGGAAAGGCCAAAUGUGGCAACACCGAUGUGUGUAUAGACUCGUCUUGGCUGUGUGACAAGGACUACGAUUGUGAGAAUCACUGGGAUGAGAGUGAAGAGGUCUGUAACAACAAAACCUGUGGGGCGAGCAGUUUUCGUUGCACGUCUGGUCACUGUAUCUCCAAACGGUGGCAAUGCGAUGGAGAGGAUGACUGCGGUGAUGGAAGCGAUGAAGGGCUCUGUGAAAAGAACAACCAGACUUGUCUUAGUCAACAGUUUACAUGCCGUAAUGGCCGUUGUAUCACCAUGAAGUUUGUGUGCGAUGGAGACGAUGACUGUGAAGACGGCUCGGAUGAAUCUGCUGACGACUUGCACUGUAAUGACCGCACUUGUGACCCGACCGAGUUCAAGUGUGAGAACACUUCAAGAUGUGUGAUGAUGUCGUACGUUUGUGAUGGCGACAACGACUGCGGCGAUGCGUCUGAUGAACAUCCUAGAGAAGGCUGCGCGCUAAGGACAUGUAAGCCAACUCAGUUCAGAUGUAAAAACGGUCUUUGUGUGCAGAAAGCCUGGUUAUGCGAUGGCGAGAAUGACUGUGGCGACAAUUCAGACGAAGAAAACUGCCAAAAUCAUACAUGCAAUGAGAAACAGUUCACUUGUAAGAAUGGAUAUUGCGUCUCUAGUAGUUACAUUUGUGAUGGGGAUCGUGACUGCUCGGAUGGCUCUGACGAAGACCCGAAGCUCUGCCGAACGACCGGGGCACCUUCGUGUCCCGCUGGAUCGUUUAACUGCGGUGAAGGUACCUGUAUUUUGAGGGAUAAAGUCUGCGAUGGUCACGAGGAUUGCAAGAAUGGAGCAGACGAAUGGAGGUGUAAAAUAGGCGCGUGUCGUCGGCCGGAGCUGAACCGAUGCUCGCAGAUCUGUAACGGUACGUCCACUGGGUACACUUGUGAUUGCAGACCUGGUUUCAAGCUUCAAUCAGAUGGCUCAUCUUGCGAAGAUAUCAAUGAGUGUAACAAAUACGAACUUAACCAGUGUAAUCACUACUGCAUUAAUCUUAAAGGCCACUACAAGUGUGCUUGCGCCCGUGGGUACUCACUGCACGGUUUAAGAACAUGUAAACGCGACGAUAUCGCGCUUAAACCCUACCUGGCGUUUUUACUGCGUCAUGAGAUUCGCAAACUUGCCGUCGAUGGUUCUUGGGAAGGCGAAAUUUUACGCAAAGUUCAAAACGCAGUCGCGGUCGAUUUUGAUUGGUUGGAACAACGUAUUUAUUGGACGGAAGGUCGCGCUCCGCCGCGUCUCAAACGUGCGUUUUUUAACGGCACCAGUGCAGAAGUUGUCCUAGCAGCUGGGUUGUCCAACGUGGAAGGAUUAGCCGUGGACUGGGUAGGGAGAAAUGUGUACCUCGCGGAUCGAAUCCAGGACAAGAUAUUCGUGGCAACUCUGGAGGGACGUAACAUGAAAACACUCGUAUCACAGGGGCUGCAGGAGCCCAGAGGAGUCGUGGUUGAUCCAAGUGAUGGCCACUUGUUUUACAGCGACUGGGGAAACAAACCGCAUAUCGGAAAAUGUGGAAUGGAUGGCUCUGGCUGUCGAUGGCUCGUCACCAGUAAAUCCAUCGGUUGGCCCAACGGAUUGACACUCUGUCACAUUACUAAAAGAUUAUUCUGGGUAGAUGCCAAGUUGGACGUGGUCGAGUCUUGCGAUCGAGACGGUGGAAAUCGUGUACAGCUGUCUCAUUUGUACGCCCCGCAUCCGUUCUCUAUUAGUGUGUUUGAGGACUUUGUGUACUGGACUGAUUGGAUGACGAUGGCCAUUCAUCGUGCUCAUAGGCUGACGGGAUUGCAGCAUACUGUUCUGUUGAAUUCAACUCACAGGCUCAUGGGUUUACAAGUAGUUCAUCCCAUACGUCAGCCUCCUCUUCCCAAUCCUUGUGUGAACGCCUCUUGCUCUGGCCUGUGUCUGUUGAAGCCAGGAGGGAGCUACAGCUGUGUGUGUCCGGAUAACUAUCAUUUGGCCAAUGAUGGUAAAACUUGUUUGGACAACUGCACCAACAGUGACUUCGUUUGUGCAAACAACAUGUGCAUUCCACGCUUAUGGCGGUGUGAUGGAGAUGAUGAUUGUGGUGAUGGCUCUGAUGAGCCCCCUUCCUGCCCACCGAGACAUUGUUCACCAGGGAUGUUUCAAUGUGAUAACUCGACGUGCGUUUCGGUCAUUGCCAUCUGCGACGGUCACAAAGAUUGCCGGAACGGUGCUGAUGAAGAGUCAUGCGCAGUACGACAGUGCUUCCCUUUCCAAUUUAGAUGUGCAAACAACAAAUGCGUAUUCUUAACACAAGUGUGUGACAACCGUAAUGAUUGCGGUGAUCAUUCCGACGAGGCGCACUGCAAAUCGACCACUUGCUCUGGCGACCGCUACACCUGUCCCGGCGGUCGCUGUAUUAGCCGCCAGUGGCUCUGUGAUGGCGAUAAUGAUUGUGGAGACGAAAGUGAUGAGUCUCAAGAGAUUUGCCACAAUCAUACCUGUGACCCUCUGUCACGCUUCCAGUGUAACAACUCACGCAAAUGUAUCCCAAAGCUGUGGACUUGUGAUGGGGAUGCCGAUUGCAGCGAUGGUUCAGACGAAUCCAUAGAUGUUUGUGAAGGACACCUGUGCGAGGCUGGCUCGUUCCAGUGCCGCAAUAAACACUGUAUUCCCUAUGAUUGGAGAUGUGAUGGUGAAAAUGACUGCAACGACGGAGCUGAUGAAGACAAAUGUCCCACGCGUACUUGUUCAAACACUGAGUUCAGGUGUAACUCCGGGCGUUGUAUCAACAUUGAAUGGGUCUGUGAUGGCGAGGAUGACUGUAGCGAUGCGUCAGACGAGCGUGACUGUUCUCGAAGAUCGUGCAGAGGCGACCAAGUGCCCUGUAGCAAUGGUGAUUGUAUAAUGAAAGAUUGGAAGUGUGAUGGUCAGAGAGACUGCGAUGAUGCAUCAGAUGAACAGGGUUGCCCAGCACGUUACCCAGGUGGUCGACAUUGCCCUGCGCAGACGUUUACUUGUGGUAAUUUGGUAUGCGUACACAAGACGUGGGUCUGUGACGGUGACGACGAUUGUGGAGAUAGAAGUGACGAGGCAGAACAGCUCUGUCGUGCUCACAGCUGCCUGCACACGCAGUUUCGCUGCGAAAACAACGUCUGCAUUCCCAAAUGGCAAGUCUGUGACGGUGUGACUCAUUGUCGUGACGGGUCUGAUGAACGGUCGUGCUCUGCAGUCGCGAUUGGUUGUAACGCCACCCAGUUCAAAUGCGCUAACCGGAAGUGUAUUCCUAAUGGGUUUGUUUGUGAUAGUAAAGAUGACUGCGGUGAUGCGUCGGAUGAGAAAUAUUGUGGUGGAAGACACAAAUCUUGUGGGGACACCAACGGUGGCUGCGAGCAGAAUUGUACCUUGCUUGACGGAGGGGUGGUGUGUUUCUGCUGGCAUGGUUUUGAACUGUCCGUGGACUCACGGAAGUGUGUGGACAUUGACGAGUGUCAGGCAUUCGGUGCGUGCAGCCAGCAGUGUAUGAACACGCGAGGAAGCUACAAGUGUCAGUGUAAUCAGGGCUACGUCAGUGAUGGUGUGGACGGAAAAGAAUGCAAGGCUACAGGGAAACCUCCAUCUCUUCUUUUCCCAUCUGGUGGAGAUAUCCGGCACAUGGGGCUGGACGACAAUAACAGGGGUCCUUACGGAACAAUAGCUUUCAGCCAGGGUUCCGUAGGGGCUAUAGCUGUGUGGUGGAAGGAACAGCUGGUAUAUUGGACCGACUUGAGAAAAGGCACCAUCAAACGGGCUAAAGUACCAGGCGGGGAAGAAUUAAAUCGUCGUACGGCCCGCGCUGUCCCUCGAAAAACAAAGCAGGAAAUACAGGAUCUUUACGUUCCAGUGGGAAGAGCGGAAGGUUUAGCCGUGGACUGGUUAAGUGGGAAUAUCUAUUGGACUGACGCAAAAAAACGCGUCAUUGAAGUGGCAUCAAAGGAUGGUUACUAUAGAUACACUUUGUUCUCAGGACGUAUGAACAUGCCACACGCCCUUGUUCUUGAUCCGCUUGCCGGGCGAAUGUAUUGGUCCGAAUUGGGUUACCAGCCGGCCAUUUACACAGCGCUCAUGGAAGGAGGGAAUCGCACAAUUCUUGUACGGGACAAAAUCCAGUGGCCAGUCGGAUUGGCCCUUGACGUUCCAGCGAAACGACUCUACUUGUGUGACUCUAAAACAAGACGUGUUGAAUCUGUUAGCGUAGACGGACUUGACAGGAAACUUGUAAGAGAGUUUCCAAGCAAUGAUAUACCCGUGACGAUUGCGUUGCACGAGAAUUUUGUUUACGUCACAGUGCAAGCUGGUAAACUGUACAAGUUGAACAAGUUUGGCCAAGGUCCGCUGACGGUUUUGGUGCAUGGACUCAAGCGUCCAGUUGGGUUGGUUGUGUUGCAGCAACAGCAACAACAUGUACCAAGAGACUUUAUCAACAACUGUGCUGUCGGAAAGAACAAGUGCUCUCACCUUUGCCUGUCCAGUCGUCAGAAGCCUGUGUGUGUGUGCCCCACAGGAGACCCAGGAAAAUCUGGUGACUGUCAGACAGGAAUUAAACCGCCCCGUCCUCCCCCAGUGUGUUGGCUUGGACUGUGUGGAAAAGGAACUUGUGUUAAUGUGAGGAAUAAUGCCUCUUGUCGUUGUCCAAAAGGUUGGACUGGAACACGCUGUGAGAUAAGCUUCACACCCACCCCACAGUUAUGUACAUUGAAGUGUCUGAAUGGAGGGAUUUGUGUCAUUGAAGAAGGAAAACCGAAAUGCAAUUGCCUACCACGAACAAUGGGUGUAUUAUGUGAGGUCACGUGUGCUCUGUUUAGCUGUAGUCACGGAGGAACAUGCAUUGUAGAAGAUGGGCAUUUUGCUUGCAGAUGUCGAAAAGGAUAUCGUUACGUCGGAAACAAAAUUUGUGCUUUAGACCCAUGUUUUGAAGAUAAUCGUCGCAGAGAAUUAUGCGGUGAUCUAGAGUGUGUUGUCAAGAAUGAUACCAACGAAGCAUUGUGCCGAUGUGCCAAUGGAAGCUUGGCGAAGUCUUGCGGGAAACCGCAAGUACUGGGGAGAGUUGACCACGGCGCACCAGCACAGAUAAUUGUCCCGGUAGUGAUGGCCUGUUUGGUGCUCAUUGCUUUGCUUAUUGUUUUCCUCCGCCUUCGCCGUCGCGCGUAA